AAACCAGUUCCACCGGAACCGUGGGAUGGUGUGCGCGAAUGCAUCAAACACCCGUGUCGUGCGCCUCAGCAUGAUUUACUGGUUGAAAAGUUCCUCGUACGAGUUCCAAUCAGCGAAGAUUGCUUGUAUGUGAAUGUGUUUGCGCCCGAUUGGGAUUACUCACCAAAUGAUCAGGAGUUCCCUUCUGAUUUGCAAGAUUGA
Messenger RNA from Anisakis simplex (herring worm), 201 nucleotides. NCBI's taxonomy places the organism in Eukaryota, Metazoa, Nematoda, Chromadorea, Rhabditida, Anisakidae. The record is from the annotation of a GenBank genome assembly.